Meira miltonrushii is the source of this 1476-nucleotide messenger RNA. Its product is annotated as amine oxidase. The coding region runs from base 1 to 1476 and encodes 491 amino acids. The record is from RefSeq and is a predicted model, not a curated record. The transcript is spliced from 2 exons. Lineage: Eukaryota; Fungi; Basidiomycota; Exobasidiomycetes; Exobasidiales; Brachybasidiaceae. Gene Ontology annotation, molecular function: oxidoreductase activity.
AUGCAGGUCAUCAUAAUAGGAGCGGGAAUUGCAGGUCUAUCGUGUGCUAGAAGGCUAGCUCAAAGAAGUGGAAUAGAAGUUUUGAUUCUAGAAGGUCGAGAUAGAAUCGGAGGAAGAAUACAUACAUGGGAUUUGAAGGACAAUAAAACAUACAAUCCAAAGGAAGCUCAAAAAGCUUCUUUUCCAAUUGAUCUAGGAGCAAGCUUUAUUCAUGGUGUAUCGGAAGGUCAUCCUGUCAAAGCAUUAGAGAAAGAAGUUGGGUUUACAACAUUCGAUUCAGAAGAGGAUGAAUCCGCAUUGAUAUUUUAUGAUCGUCAAUCGGGCAAAAAGCUGCAAGGAGAAAAAGCUGAAAAGGUUGCAUUCUUUUCGCAAGGACCUCUUCCGAAGGAAAAUUUAUGGUCAGCCUUACUAACAAGAAAGGACGAUCCUGUAUAUGGAGAAUUGUGGGAGCAGCUUGAGUCAGAGGAAGAACGUGAAAUGGUGAUGACAAUGUCAAAGUUGUGGACAGGCUGGACCGGCGCACUUCAUUGGGAUCUUUCGCUGCGUUGGUGGGGUGCUGAGAAUGACUUUCAUGGGGGAAAUGAAGUCGUCUUGCCUGGAUAUCAAACUCUGAUACAAUGGUCAGCAGAUAAGGCCACUUUCAAAGGAGCAAAGGUUGAACUGAACAAAGUCGUUGAAAAAGUGCAAAGAUUAAGAAAUAACAAGAUCUUGGUGGAAGUUCAAGAUGGCACAAAGUAUUAUGCAGACUACUUGAUCUCUUCCCUUCCACUUGGAGUGAUGCAGAAUUCUCCGCCCGCAUUUGAGCCUGACUUGCCAGAAGGCUUGAAACAAUCUAUCAGCAAUCUGGGUAUGGGACUACUGAACAAGAUUGUCCUGCGUUAUGAAACAGCAUGGUGGCGUGAAUUGUCUCCACCAUCUUUCUUUUGCAUUCUUCCUACCCAGAUCGCGAAAAGAGAUCAAGGCUACAGAUGGAAAGGAGAACAGAUUCCUAAAACAGUUGAAGAGGCAAAGUACCUGGUUGAGAAUGAAGGAAUCUUUGCUCAGAAUUAUGACAUCAUCAAUCAAUCGCCUAUCCUGAAAAUUUUCCUGGGUCCGCCCAUAGCCCAUGCGGUCGAAUUGCUCGAUGAUGAUUGGAUCAUUAAAACAAUUCAUGAUCGUCUUAUCAAGUCUAUGUUACCCAAUGACGAACAAGCAAGCAUAUCUCCGCCUGCUUCUGCUCAGGUAACCCGCUGGAAUAAAGAUACGUUCAGCCGCGGCAGCUAUUCGUACAUUCCAGCAGCUAACGAAUCACCCCAGUUUCCUGGUGGUAGCCGACAAGAUAUGGAAGUGGCAGCUACUUCUAUCUGGGAUGGCACUUUGGGCUUUUGUGGAGAACAUACAUCUGCUGAUUGUUAUGCUUCGGUGCAUGGAGCACUUUUAUCGGGUGAAAGAGAGGCCGAUAGAAUAUUGCACACUUUACAAAAAGAGAGAUUAUGA